Messenger RNA from Macroventuria anomochaeta, 917 nucleotides. RefSeq lists its product as uncharacterized. Bases 299 to 835 code for a protein of 178 amino acids. NCBI's taxonomy places the organism in Eukaryota, Fungi, Ascomycota, Dothideomycetes, Pleosporales, Didymellaceae. The record is from RefSeq and is a predicted model, not a curated record. Gene Ontology annotation, biological process: transcription initiation at RNA polymerase III promoter. Gene Ontology annotation, molecular function: nucleotide binding. The transcript has 4 exons. Gene Ontology annotation, cellular component: RNA polymerase III complex.
AGGUAGGAGAACACUGCGCAUCUCACCUUCACCGUUGCUUUGUGCUCUGUCUCGCCGGUCGACUACUGCGGAUACAUAUUGUCAUCUAUUCGAUUUCGAGAUACUGCAGUCUCCUUUGAAAUCAUAGAGAUCUGCACGAUCAUCGUCAACUGUGCAGCAUUCACUUACAGCUGCCAGGAAAUUUUUAAUCAAUUCAAUUAUCCCGCUUGGCUGCGCGGGUGUGCGAAUGCUGCCCAGGUACCACUGUAAGCCCAACUGAGCCUGAGCAACCACAACCACCACCACCACUACAGUCACAAUGCAUAUCAAAAACCCCCAAUCAGCACUCAUCUCAAACCACGAGCUCCUCCUGCAUUUGCGCCAAGAAGAAGCCGAAUACACCGGCGAAGACGGCACAGACCGCAAGCGAUGGAAGCCCAAGGGCCUCGAGCACAUGCUACGCGAUGGCCUAACCUACCUUCAAACGCCCGACUACACGACCGCCUCCCUCACAGAAACACACCCGGACCGGCCAAUGACGUUGUACAAGGGCGAACACUCACUCUUCCGCGUGCUGGCACCACACUACCGUUUGAACAAGGCCGAGUUCAUCCAGAUCUAUAACUUGAGGCCGACGACACAGGUUAUGCUCGAGCUGAUUAUCGAAGAGGCGGGCACACGAUUCUCCGAACAGCAGCUUUCCGAGAUUCUAUCUAUAAUCACGCAGGUGUUUGAGGAGGAGGAAGCGAGUAUACCUGCCGGAGUGGAGGACGCCGAGUUGCCCAAGAUACAGAACAAGCUGCUGGGCGCGAGUAAGAAGAAGAAGAAGGUCAAGCGGAGGGUGCGAGAGGAGUAAGUGGCUGAGGUUGGAAGCGAGGAAUGGAAAAGUGAACAGUACGUGGGCAAGGCUGAGAUAGAAGUAUUUUAAUGUCAAGAAC